This is a messenger RNA of Frankliniella occidentalis (western flower thrips), 7663 nucleotides long. It is a transcript of the gene snama, whose product is annotated as zinc finger CCCH domain-containing protein 13. Gene Ontology annotation, biological process: mRNA processing; protein ubiquitination; ubiquitin-dependent protein catabolic process. The coding region runs from base 264 to 7055 and encodes 2263 amino acids. The record is from RefSeq and is a predicted model, not a curated record. Gene Ontology annotation, cellular component: nucleus. Lineage: Eukaryota; Metazoa; Arthropoda; Insecta; Thysanoptera; Thripidae. The transcript is spliced from 21 exons. Gene Ontology annotation, molecular function: zinc ion binding; ubiquitin protein ligase activity.
UUUGCUAAUAUUCGCCAUAAUACAUAAUUUAGUUAAAGUUAAUGGUUGACAGAGCAACGAACUCCACUUCCCUUCCUCCGGAGAGAAGAAGUUAGGCAAAACUGCAAUGGAAAUGGAGUAAUGGAUGGCUUGUGGUUGUGUGUCGAUAAAUACAGAUCUCCGAAAAAAGUGGAUUUUCAUUAGAUUUUAACAUUGAAUCAUCUUUAAAAUAUUGUAUUUUAUAUAAUUAAUAACUAGACUCAUGAAGAGUUAUAAAACCGACAAUGUCGGUACACUACAAAUUCAAAUCAACAAAAGACUAUGAUACUCUCACAUUUGAUGGCCUACACAUUUCAUUAAAAGAUUUGAAAAAGUCGAUAUUCCAACAGAAAAAUUUGGGGAAAAACACAGAUUUUGAUCUUCUUGUUAAAAAUGCUCAAACGGACGAAGUAUAUACUGAUGAGGCCACCUUGAUUCCUAAAAACACGUCAUUGAUAGUUCAUCGUGUACCCCUUUCUGUCCAAGCUAAACGUGCCAAUACCAGGCAAGGGCUUAAUCCUCAUCUUCUGCCUGCAACGAAGGAUCAAAUAUUUCAAGAUGGAGAAUCCGGGGGAUUCAUUCAUUCCAGUCAAGUGGAUUUGGCUAGAAUGGAAGGAAGUGAAGAUGAUAAGAUUUCAGCAAUGAUGUCACAAUCAACUCAGGACUACGACCCUGCCAACUACCAACGUGUACGUAAUAACCAAACUGGACCACUUCCUCAACACUACCGUUGUUUCAAGUGUCAUGGAAUAGGCCUUCACUGGACCAAGGAUUGCCCGUUGAGAGAUAUGCAGGAAUCUGUGGAUAUUAAGAAGAGCACUGGAAUCCCCCGCAGUUUUAUGGUACCUGUAGAAGGUCCUUUAGUUCCUGGUGCCAUGAUGACUCCCAUGGGCCACUUUGCUGUCCCCGCCAUAGACCACCAAGCCUAUAAGGAGGGUAAAAAAGAGCGCCCUCCUUUUUCGUCUGAACCCAUACCAGAACCAGAAAAACCAGAAAUUCCUGAGGACCUCUUGUGCUCUUUGUGCAAAGACCUACUUACAGAUGCAGUUAUGAUGCCAUGUUGUGGAAAUUCUUUUUGUGAUGACUGUAUUCGCACUUUUCUUUUGGAAUCUGAUGAUCAAGAGUGCCCUCAGUGUCUUGAAAAAGAAAAGACACCAGAAAUGCUAAUUCCUAAUAGGUUUCUGCGGAAGCGGGUUGCUGAUUUUGGAGAUCAGACUGGCUACCGUAAGCCACACAAAUCCCAACCUCCUCCCAAGUUAAUACCUCCAGAACCAGCACCACCUCAACCAGAACAUCAGCCUCCUUCAGAUCCAGUUCCUGAUUCGUCCUCUGCAGCCACUUCGUCUCAAACUGAAGGUGAAACACCUGAGCAACGUCCAUCUCCUCCACCAUCACCAUUCAUUCAACCACCCAUAAGUACUGGAUCAGGCAUCCCUGUUCUAGGAGCACCCAUUAAAACCACAUCUCAUCACUCAGAUAUUUCUUCAAAACGCACUGUUGACAAGGCACCCUCAGUGAGGAAGGAAACAAAGACAGAACAAAACUUGGAAUCUAAUGAGGACUUUAAGCACUCUAAGCAAGAUAGACACAACAGAGAUAGGACAUACGAUAGGAAAAGAUAUAGGGAGAGAAACAUUGAGGAAACAAAGGAAAGAGAAAGGCACCCUCCACGGUCACACCCUUCUCCACACCAUAAUCAACCUUCCUCACAUCCCACAGGUGCUCCAGGUGAUGGCGCUCCUCGUGAAUUACAACGUGUGGGAUAUCACUUACAUGAAGACAGAGCUGGUACUCCCACAGUUGAUGAGCGCAACUUAGAUGCUGCUGCAAGCAUGCACCAUGGUCAAGCAUCUCAUCAUCCUCCUCCUCCUCUGCACUAUGCAGACAUGUCUGUACCACCUCCGGUUGUUCCUCAACCAUACCCACAUCCUCCCUAUGAUCGGGCUCCUGGUGCUCCUGCAUAUGGCCAUCAAAGAGGGCUGGAAGAUGGUUCAGGAUACAGCCAGCCGGUGUCGGUUCCUGCUCAACAUAUGUACAUUACUCCUUCUGCUCUGGGACCCGCCCAGCAGCCGGUACCUGUAGGGGGUUACUAUGAUGAACGAACCAUGAGCUAUUCUGUGGCACCUCAAGAUCCAAAAUAUGGAUAUGGCAGAGACAAUUUUGAUCGUGGCCCUCCGCGCUAUCCCACUCAAAAUGGAAGUCAGGCAGGGCACAAUUUGGACCCAUUAGAAGAGUUUGAGCGUAGAUUGAGGAUGAAAGAAGAAAAUGAAAAAAGGAGGGAAAAAUUGCGUCAAAGGAGUCCACGGUCCCGGUCAUAUUCCCGGUCACGUUCCCGCUCCCGGUCCCGCUCUCCACGUUCGCGCACUCCUCUCUCGCGGACGCGCAGCCGCACCCGCAGUCCCCGAAGCCGCAGCCGAACACCACGGCGCUCACUCAGCCGUUCUCCUCUGAAAAGUAGAAAGUUCACAAGAUCACGCUCCAGAACUCCCAGGAGAUCUUGGAGUCGGUCCAUCUCCCGAACCAGGCGAACACUUACUCCUCGUCGCUCACGAACUCCCCCGCCAAGAAAGCGGUCUCGCACAAGAACUCGCUCGCGUAGCAGGUCCCGUUCAAGAAGUCGAUCUCCCUCCUUCAGCCUCAGUAGGUCUCGUUCUCGAUCAUUGUCACCUCGUGAGAGACGCCCUCUCUCUCCGCGACCCAGAAGGGACCCGCUUGACAGAGAUGGCCCAAGGCUUUAUAGAUCUAGAACUAGAAGUCCUCCACCGAGGUAUCCUCAAAGAUAUCCACGUGAUGCUGCUCCCUACUACGACGCAGACUCUGGUUACGGACGUGGUCGUGGCAGAGGAAGAGGUGGCAGAGGGAGAUCUGCUGGUCCUGGCAGUCAAGGAGGCAUGAUCCCACCUAGCUACCGGAAAGACUAUGAUGUGGCACCUCGAGACAGCUAUCGUUAUCCACCAGAAGGGCCUUACAGCCACCCUCCUCAGCACACCAGGUACGGAGACAAGCGGUACGACGGCCCCAGUGGGCCCCUAGGCCCUGGCCUUGGACCCAUGCCCGGUCCGGCCCCACCCCCUGGCCCUUACCGCCCCACAGCCAGGAUGCCAUCGCCGAGGCGCUACGACGGGGAGGCCCCGAUGCUGGCACAGUACCACCACCACCACCAGGCCGCGGCCACGGGCCACGGCCCACCGCCGCAGCUGCUGCCCCCGCCGCCCCACGUGCCAUCCCACCCGGCGCCCUACAGGGACGACCGGGACAGCGACCGCGAGCGGGACAGGGAACGGCCAAGGGACCGGCCGCCCCCGCGGCCUCGAGACAAGACGCCGCCCCCGCCUGGCACCUGGGAGCCCGGCUGGGACCGCGACCGGGACAGGCCCGCGCCCAGGGACAGGACGCCGGACAGGAGCAGGACUACCGACGCCCCCCGCCCGCGCUCCGCGGACAGGCCCCGCGACAGGGAGGCCGACAGGGACCGCGAGCGUGACCGCGACCGGGAGCGGGACUCAGACAAGGAGGUGGCGCCGCCCGGGGUGAGUGACUACGAGGCUUCAAGAGACCGCCCCAGGGACUCGAGGGACGCCAAGGACACCAGGGACCGCGAGCGAGCCGACGCCAAGGACUCCAGAGACGCCAGGGACAUCCCCGUGCUCACAAGUCAGCCGGUGCACACCUCUCACCCAGGACACCCACCUCACCAAGGUCAUCCGCCACACCAAGGACAUCCACCUCAUCCAGGGCACCCACCUCAUCCAGGACACCCACCUCAUCCCGGCCACCCGCCGCCGCACGCGCCCAUGCUCCCCAUCGGGCCGGCACACGGAUGGCCCGUGCCCAGCGUUCCCGUCGGGCCCGGGGCGCACAUGAUCCCGCCGCUCAUGAACCAGCCCGUCAUGUACGACCACUGGGACAGGAUGAGAGACCGACCGGACCGACCGGAUCGGCCGGACAGGCCGGAUCGGGCCGUCCAUGUUACGGACCGUCCACGGAGGGACGACUUCAGAGGCAGGGAUAGGGAUCGAGACAGGGAGCGAGACCGGGAAAGGGACAGGGAUCUCCACCGCGGCAAGGACCGUGAUCACGUGGACAAGCACCGGGAUCGCGACAGGGAUCGAGAGCGUGACCGGGACCGCGACCACGAUCGGUCCAGGGAUCGUGAUCGGGAACGCGAGAAGGAAAAGGACAAAGACAAGGAGCGCGAGAGGGAGAAGGACAGAGACGGACGCCACCACUCAAGCUCCAAGGAAGGACGGUCAAGAGAGGGCAAGGAGAACAAGCAGUCCCAUGCUCACUCGCGGGAGGAAGAAAAGGAGCGCGAGAAGGAGCGAGAAAGAGAAAAGGAGAAAGAGCGAGAAAAAGAAAUUUCAAAAGAGAAGAAGAAGGAGGAGGCAAAGAUUAAGAAGAAGAAGGAAAGAAAAGACAAGGAAAAGGACAAAGAAAAGCAUAGCUCAGGGGACAAGAAAGAUAAGAAGAAGAAGAAGCACCACAAGGACAAGCAGGUGAAGGAAGAUCAACUCGACCUGAAGAAGGUCGACAAGAAAACUAUCAAGGCAGAGGAGGGUGAUGAACUGCGUGCGGUUUUGGAGUCCACAGAAAACACCGUUCAUGACUCCACCUCCAUCACCAAGGAAAGUGUCCCCGUCAAGCCCGAGCCCGAGGAGCGCCUGCAGGAGAAGUUAGAGAGGACGCCCAUCAAGGAGGAGGUUGCGGUGGAGCUGGCGGCGGCCGAGUCCCUCGCAGAGAAGGAGGCUGACAGCACGCCCAGUGGCCCCGGUCUGCUCGUCGGGCUGGGCCUGGUGGACAGCGGGGGAAGCACCGCCACCGAGUCCCCGCUGGAUGUGAAGACGACGUCGGAGGCGACGCCGGAGCGCAGGCUGAGCUCGACGGUGGCCACGGAGCCGGACACGAACACGCCCAGCCCGCUCAAGACUGGAGAGAUGCUCGCGCCCCUGCCGGAGCCCUCCAAGUGGGAGCUGAUGGAGGACGCUUCGUCUGGCCAGGAGAACGAGAGCAGCACGGAGCAGGGCGGCGGCAGCGCCAAGAGGGACAAGGUGGUCACGUCGGAGGUGAUCAAAAGGGCCGAGAACGCCAUCUUCCAGAAGGCGGCCUCCAAUGCCAUACGCCCGCUCGACUCCAAGAAGGGCGGCGAGCGCAAGGUGUACGUGGACAAGGACAAAGACAAAGACAAGGACAAGGAGCGGGAGAAGGAGCGCAAGGUGUCGUCCACCACGCCGGACGAGAAGGGCACCGAGGUGCUGCUGAACGCGCUGCAGGCCAGCGAGGGCCGCGAGGCCAAGGAGGUUAACAACAGCAUCACCAUCACGGUGCCCGUGCGCGUGGAGGCCGCAGCGCCGGAGCGCGAGGGCAAGUCCUCGCCCCUGUCGCGCGUCUCGGCCAAGGACAGGCUGGGCGGGCGCGUGGACGACGCCCCGAUCGAGCUCCGAGAGCCCACGUCCUCCGGGCGGAGGGUGUACCGCGGCCCUGACCGCGCCGCCAGCCCCAGCGCAGCGGCCAACGCGCCCUCGUCGUCGUCGUCCUCGCGGCACUCCCACCAUCACCGGCACAAGUCGUCAGCAGCGGCCGCGCUCAAGGGCAGCAGCAGCGCCAUCGCCGGCCUCAACCCGGAGCGGCCCGGCACGCCCACGCCGCCGCACUCGGUCGACCGGAAGCACAGCAGCUACGCCAGCGAGGACCGGCGCCAGGGCCGCCACCAGGACCGCGACCGGGAGCGCGAGCGCGAGCGCGACAGGGAGCACGAGCGGCGCCGCGGCCACUUCGAACACGACGGCGUGCGCGGCGACUCGCGCUCGGGUGACGACCGCGACCGGCGGCGGCACCACGACGACGAGCGGGACCGCGAGGAGCGCGAGCGAGCCGGCCGCCGCGGCCGCGAGGAGCGCGUGGAGCGAGCGGAGCGGCGCGACAGCAGCGACCGGCCGGACCGCGCCGAGAGGGCGCACCUGGCGAGCAGGGUGGUGGUGCAGGCGCCCGCCCAGCCCCACCACGAGGACGACUCGGUGGCCAAGGCCGACAGCAAGUCUCAGUCGCCCGCCAGCCACAAGGCGCACAAGGUCAAGGACGCCAAGAAGAAGCGGCGGCGCUCUCGCAGCUCGAGCCGCGAGCAGGCCAAGAAGAAAAAGAAAAAGAAGGACAGGAAGAGGCGCAAGAGUAGGAAGAAGAAGGCCAAGAAGGCGGAGAAGAGCGACUCGAGCGACGACGAAGACGACGACGAGGACUCUGAAGAUGAGGAGGACAAUGACGAGGACGGGGAGCAGAAUGCAGCGGGUGCCGGCGAGAAGGGCAAGGAAGCUGACAAGGCCCAGCCUGGUCCGGCCGACAAGAGCACCACCGCAACCGCCCCGCCGAAGAAGAAGCGGAAGCAGUCCCUCGGCGACGCCAAGAAGCCUGGGCUGGACGAGGCCAACUUCGAACCGGACUACGACGCGUCGACAUCGGGCGAGAGUGAACAAGAGGACGGAGAGGCUGGCAAGGCGACAAACGCCCAGGGCGAGAAGUCGUCUGAGAAACCUGCUGCUCAAGAGACUGAUGGUGCUGCUGAAAGUGGUACUUCCCUGAAGAAGCGAUCGCGCUCCCCGGAGACAGGUGCGCCCGAGGAGAAGAAGAAGAAGGUGAAAGCGGACGAAGGAGACGCCGAGGUUGAUGGCAAGAAAACCAAAGAUUUAAGUAAGAAGGAGAAGGCCAAGAAGGACAAAGCUGGUAAGAAGAGGGCUAAGAGCGAGACAAGCUCUGAGAGCGAGUCAAGUUCUGAGGAGGACAGCAGCGACGAAGAGAGUAGUUCCGACUCGUCUGAAGAAGAGAAAAAGAGGAAAAAGCGCAAGGCAAAACGCAAGAAGAAGGAGGAAAAGAAGAGAAAGAAGAAAGCUAAGAAGAAGAAGACUGAGUCCAGCUCUGACUCCGAAUCAGACUCGGAGGACUCGACAAGUAGUGAAUCGGAUUCUGGUAAAAAGCAUUCAAGUAAAUCUAAAAAGAAACAUAAACGGAAGGCGAAGAAUAAGAAAAAGAAGUCUAAGCAUAAAUAAGAUGGGGGGUGAGGGAGGGGAGGGGGUCAUGUUAGAUAGAAGGUUGUGCCUGCUUUAUUGUGUGAUGGGUGCCAUCUGAGAUGGACCCAUUUUAUUUUAACAAAGGACUUAGCAUUUGCUCAUGGUAAAUCAUUUUGUGUUUGUUGAUUGUUAGAGUGGAGUGUUUCCACUGAAUGCUGUGCAUUGUUUGAGUUUUGAUCCGUUUUCUCCAGAUUGUAGAAUUGUAAUGCAUGCAUGUAGAACUCAUUUGGUAUUUAAUCUUCAUUCCAAAAAUGAAAGGUGAACUGUGAUUCAAUAUUUUGUCAAGGCUCAGUGAUCAACAGCACUGAUGGGAGAAUUAUUUAUAACAUUUCUUGAUGUGUUGUUGUAAUUUCGACUUUGAUCAUUGUACAUAGGAUAAGAACUUUAAUUGUCACUGAAGUGCUGGUCCUUCAUUUUUCAUAGUUAGGAUCUGAAAAUAAUGACUGAUGGCAAGGGCUAAAUGAUGAAAUACUGUCAGCAUGAGGGACUUCACCAUAUUGCUCUUGUUAUUGAUUACAGAUUGGAACAAGUUUCAUGUAUCAUACUAAAAAAAAACAAUAAAAUAAAAUUAUAAUUUUCUAUUUCAA